Messenger RNA from Saccoglossus kowalevskii, 284 nucleotides. Its product is annotated as rho-associated protein kinase 2-like. Gene Ontology annotation, cellular component: cytoplasm; cytoskeleton. The record is from RefSeq and is a predicted model, not a curated record. Gene Ontology annotation, molecular function: Rho-dependent protein serine/threonine kinase activity; ATP binding; small GTPase binding. Gene Ontology annotation, biological process: peptidyl-threonine phosphorylation; cortical actin cytoskeleton organization; actomyosin structure organization. NCBI's taxonomy places the organism in Eukaryota, Metazoa, Hemichordata, Enteropneusta, Harrimaniidae.
GAUGGUAUGGUAAGAUCAGAUACGGCUGUGGGAACACCAGAUUACAUAUCUCCUGAAGUUUUAAAAUCACAGGGUGGUGACGGAUAUUAUGGGAGAGAAUGUGAUUGGUGGUCAGUGGGUGUAUUUAUCUAUGAAAUGUUAGUUGGUGAUACCCCAUUCUAUGCAGACUCAUUGGUAGGUACUUAUGGUAAAAUUAUGGAUCAUAAAAAUUCUCUUAAUUUUCCCGAUGAUGUAGACAUAUCACCUAGCGCUAAAGGACUUAUAAGAGCGUUCCUCACUGACAG